AUGACUCACUCCAAUCUUGCAAACGGUGUUCACCUAGUUGGUAGCAUACCGUUAUCAACCAACGAGGAAGUGUUCACGACUCUAUCAGAAGCUCUCCCUGGCCGAUUAUUCUCGAUCCCAGAUGGAGAAACCGGAGAUCGAUCUAAUUAUAUUGCGUGGGAACGCUUUCGAUUUCCUGUGGAGACUAUUCAUGAGGUCAUUGGGGGCAAGCCAUUGCCUAAAGGCCACUCAGGAGUUUUCACGCUGGAUGAUGUGACGCCUAGCGAUUACGAUAAGGUUGCAAAGGAUUCGUAUCAGCACUUUCUUCAACUUCGCGCGAAGGGUGUUAUUCCGCCUAAGGUGCGCUUCCAAGUGUCAAUUCCAACACCUUACGAGUGUAUUCAGGGUCAUAUACGAUCGGAAUUUCAGGCCCAACUAGAGCCUUUCUACGAGAGGAGAAUGGCAGAUGUUAUGGAAUCAAUUUUGGGCACCAUCCCAGCAGAGGAUCUAGCAAUUCAAUUUGACUCAUGCUUUAUGAUCACUGCUCUAGAGUACGAGCGUGGCCGUUUAACCAGCGACUUUUUCAAGCCACAUUUCUCACCUAUUUACGAAGGGGUACUUGAGCGUGCUCGGAGAUUAUGCGCUCUUGUGCCAAGCAAUGUUCCUCUUGGAUGGCAUCUAUGCUACGGUGAUCUCGGUCAUAAGCAUUUUAUUGAACCGGAGGACCUAAGCCUUUUAGUGAAAUUUGCCAACGAUUUGGUCCGAUGCAUUCCCGGAGACUUGAGCUGGCUUCAUAUGCCUGUACCCAAGAACCGUGAUGACACAGCGUACUUUGAGCCUUUGAAGCGCCUCAAGGCUGGUGACAGAACAAGGUUGUACCUUGGACUUGUGCAUCCAAAUGACGAGGAGGGCACGUUCCGAAGACUUCAAGCAGCUCGGGAUGUCAUCCCUGGGAAGGACUUCGGCGUUUCGACCGAGUGCGGUAUGGGGCGGACACCUAAGGAAGAGCUCACGAGUAUCUUACAGAUCUCUCAAGGUGUGACGAAGGCAGUGACUGCAUGCACUUGA
Messenger RNA from Penicillium pulvis, 1047 nucleotides. RefSeq lists its product as uncharacterized. The transcript has a single exon. The record is from RefSeq and is a predicted model, not a curated record. Lineage: Eukaryota; Fungi; Ascomycota; Eurotiomycetes; Eurotiales; Aspergillaceae. Bases 1 to 1047 code for a protein of 348 amino acids.